Molecule: messenger RNA, 1271 nt
Organism: Ipomoea nil (Japanese morning glory)
Lineage: Eukaryota; Viridiplantae; Streptophyta; Magnoliopsida; Solanales; Convolvulaceae
Product: CASP-like protein 4A1
Exons: 3
Coding region: 103-1146 (347 amino acids)
Source: RefSeq, a predicted model, not a curated record
GAAUCCGCUACGGUUUAAAAGCCAUCGUUAUCGUCGACCGCCUAUGCUGAUAUCAUCAAUUCUCUUUUAGCCAUUACUUUGACUACUGCGGACCUUUGUUUGAUGAACGUAUGUUCUCGUAGAAGCCAAAUGGAGCCCGACAAGCCAGAACCCGUUUCUCACCCGGUGCCCGGAAAACCAGAAUCCAUUUCUCCUUCGCUACCCGGAAAACCAGAAUCCGUUUCUCAUCCGGUACCUAAGCAUACAGAAACGGGUUCUCACCUGGAGUUGGAAGAAUCCGGCGAAGAUACUGCUUCAGAUUCUUCACAAUCUAGCCCCAGGGAAAAUGCUAGUAAUCGCAAGGAUGCUGCUAGCGGAGAUGCGGUUGCUGAUAAACCAGCUUCUCCGCCGGGAGGAUCACCUCCGAGGUCGUCAAUUUCAUCCGGUGUAAGUAAUUUAACACACGGAUCGUCUCCGAGGGAAGAAAAGGCAUCUAUUUCUCCCCCUGCGCCAGUGGGCAAGGAUCCGAAGCCGGAGGUGGAGGUGAAGAAGUCCGUAAGAAAUGAAUCUUUGGCCUUGGUCAAGGUGGAUCAUGCUGCCACAGAUGUUGGCCGAGGCAGAGUCGGCGGCGGCGGCGGCGAGACACGGCGGAGGUUGCGGCAAAGGUUGUCGAGUUUGAAGAUUUCCCGGAGAGAGAAUACGGUGAAGAAAGCUGCCUUAGGUUUUAGGAUUUUUGGUUUUCUGUUCUGUUUAGUUUCCUUCUCCGUCAUGGUGGCUGAUCGGAAACAGGGCUGGGCUAUUGAUUCUUUCCAGCGUUACAAGGAGUUCAGGUACUCUCUGUCAGUGAAUGCAAUAGGAUUUAUGUAUUCAGGAGCACAGGCAAUUGAUCUAAUCUACCACUCUGCCACUGGAAACAACUUUUUCCGGCACCCAUUGCGCCAUUACUCAGAUUUUGCAAUUGAUCAGGCGAUAACGUACCUUCUGAUAUCAGCAUCAUCUUCAGCUGCUACCCGAGUUGAUGAUUGGCGGUUGAACUGGGGAAAGGAUAAGUUCCCGGAUAUGGCGAGUGCAGCUGUGACAAUGUCCUUCCUUGCAUUUAUUGCCAUGGCUUUCAGUUCUCUCAUUUCGGGCUAUGCUCUUUGCACUUCCAAAUCCAUACACUCUUGAAGUCUUGAUUACUUGGAAUCUACUUGUGUGCUCUCAAGAAAUAUAUAUGUAAAAUCCUUAGCUUCUAACUUGAACAAAAUUGGGGUUAUGAUUUAAUGAAGCUUAAAUUUUGCUGUUUAAUUUUA